This is a messenger RNA of Clarias gariepinus (North African catfish), 5967 nucleotides long. It is a transcript of the gene spag9b, whose product is annotated as sperm associated antigen 9b. Gene Ontology annotation, molecular function: kinesin binding; JUN kinase binding; signaling receptor complex adaptor activity. NCBI's taxonomy places the organism in Eukaryota, Metazoa, Chordata, Actinopteri, Siluriformes, Clariidae. Gene Ontology annotation, biological process: vesicle-mediated transport. The record is from RefSeq and is a predicted model, not a curated record. Bases 350 to 4243 code for a protein of 1297 amino acids. The transcript has 29 exons. Gene Ontology annotation, cellular component: cytoplasm.
CCCUUCCCACUUUUAGAAAGUGACGUCACGCCUCGGCGCUCCAGUCAACAACUCUUCUGUCGGGACUUUAGUUGGAAACAAGUGGAGACUAUGAGUGUCCUCCUGACCUGCGGUGUCUGAACAACCUGCCGAGUGGCUGCGUUUAUCCUGUCCUUACUUUCACUAUCUUUUGUAAACUUACUCGGAGUCAGCUUUGAGUGCGAACUUAAACUGUAAACACCACAGACACCCAAGCUGGCUAACGCGCUAGCUAGCUGUCUUAAGUAGUUUAGCUAGCGCGCUAGCUAGCUCCGUUUUCUGAGACAGCCUAAUAAAAAAAAAGGAAAAAAAAGAUAGAAAGAGAAAAAAAAUGGAGUUGGAGGACGGGGUCCUUUAUCAGGAGGACUCGGGAAGUUCGUCCAUGAUGUCGGAGAGGGUGUCCGGCUUGGCGAGCUCCAUCUACCGCGAGUUCGAGCGGCUGAUCGGAAAGUACGACGAGGACGUGGUGAAGGAUCUGAUGCCGCUGGUGGUGGCCGUGCUGGAGAACCUGGACUCGGUGACCGCGGAGAACCAGGAGCACGAGGUGGAGAUCGAGCUGCUGAAAGAGGACAACGAGCAGCUCAUCACCCAGUACGAGCGGGAGAAAGCGCUGAGGAAGUGCGUCGAGGAGAGGUAUAUGGAGAUCGAGGACCUUCAGGAGCAGGAGAAGAAAGAUCUGCAAAACAAAGUGAUGAUACUGGAGGGACAAACUAGACAGCUGGAGCACAAGACCAAGAACUACACCGACCAGAUUGGAAGAUUAGAGGAACGGGAAGCUGAACUGAAGAGAGAGUACAAUACACUUCAUCAUCGACACGCUGAGAUGAUCCACAGUUACAUGGAGCACCUGGAGCGUACCAAAAUGCAUCAGCUGACAGGGGUGGAAGCCACAGAUGCUAACACUUUGAGCAGGCAUAAAAAGGAGAGGCCCGUGUCUCUGGGGAUCUUCCAGCUGCAGAGCGGUGAUGUGAGAGCCCCCGAACUGCAGAGGGACCGUGUGGAGGCUCCAGGGACGGACGCAUGGAGGUUUAACGACUUGAGUCAUCCUCAAUCCAACACCAGCCUCAAGGAUGAACUCUCAGACGUUAAUCAGGGAGGCCUCAAAUCGUCUACACCGAUGCGAACGGCCCCCUCAGGUGCUGCCUCGGCAUCUGUAGAAGUGCCCCAGACUGAGGAGUCGGAGGGACUGAACAACAACCUGAACUCCAGCAGCAGAAAGCCAGACAGCAGUAAGAACAUAAAAGUACAGGAAGGUGUAGCAACAGAGAUGCUUCUUCAAGAUGUCAUUGAGAACACUGAGAAAUCAGAGGUGCAGGCGAUUAUCGAGUCGACCCCUGAACUUGACAUGGACCUGAGUGGCUGCAAAGGCUCCAGUACUCCGACUAAGGCGAUGGAGAAUGUUGUCUUCGACCGCAACACAGAUUCCCUGUUUGAGGAGCUCUCGUCAGCUGGCACGGAUCUCAUCGGAGAUGUUGACGAGGGAGCAGAUCUGUUGGGUAUGGGUCGCGAAGUAGAGCACCUUAUCCAGGAGAACGCCCAGCUCCUAGAGACAAAAAACACUCUUAACGUAAUGAGGAAUGACCUAAUCGGUCGUGUGGAUCAGCUGACCUGUGACAAAGAGGUUCUACAGGGCGAGAUGGAAGUCCUUAGGCUGGCAAAAAACAAACUGGAGGAGAAGAACAAGGAGUUGGAGGAAGAGCUUAAACGGGUUCGAGUGGAGUUAGAAGAGGCCAAACAGAAGACAAAAGAGGAUGAUGAUAGUGACGUUCCUACAGCCCAGCGCAAACGCUUCACACGAGUGGAGAUGGCCCGAGUCCUUAUGGAGAGGAACCAGUACAAGGAGAGGCUGAUGGAGCUGCAGGAGGCGGUUAGGUGGACAGAGAUGAUCCGGGCCUCAAAAGAGAACCCCAACCUGACUGAGAAGAAAAAAUCCAGUAUCUGGCAAUUUUUUAGCAGGCUCUUCAGCUCAUCCUCCAGUGGUGCUGCCAAAAAGCCAGAGGCUCCUGUUAAUGUUAAGUACAACGCCCCCACCUCACACAUUGUGCCCUCAGUUAAAAAGAGAAGCAGCACCCUCGCUCAACUGCCAAGCGACAAAUCAAAGGCUUUUGACUUCCUCGAUGAUGAUUCGGAGGUGGAAAACAUAAUGUCACGUAGAGAACAAAAGAGAGCCCAGUAUCAGCAGGUGAAGGCUCAUGUCCAAAAAGAAGAUGGCAGGAUACAGGCCUGUGGCUGGAGUUUGCCUCAGAAGUAUAAGAUUUCCAAUGGUGCACAGGCAGAGAAUAAGGUGAAGAACUUACCCGUGCCGGUUUACCUCAGACCUCUGGAUGAGAAAGAUGCUUCCAUGAAGCUGUGGUGUGCUGCUGGGGUGAACCUGUCAGGAGGAAAGACACGUGACGGAGGUUCUAUUGUUGGAGCGAGUGUGUUUUAUAGAGAUGUCUCAGGAGUGGAGAGCGGCAGCCUGAGUCCCCGACUUGCGAGAGGCUCUCAGAGCAGUUUAGACAAACUGGAGCAGGAGCUCAAGGAGCAGGAGAAAGAGUUGAGGCAGCAGGAUGAGCUCUUCAGCCUGGUGUGGAUGUGCACCAGCACUCACACCACAUCCAAGGUCAUAGUGAUCGAUGCCAACCAGCCUGGAAAAAUCCUGGAGAGCUUCUUCGUCUGUAACUCUCACUUGCUCUGCAUCACCAGUGUGCCAGGUGCCCGGGAAACGGAUUACCCUGCCGGGGAAGAUGUGCCUGCGAACAGCAAGGCAGGUGGGCCUGAGGGGGCAUCACAGACUGGCACUGCAGCCAAGAGCAGCUUUGCUGGCUCUGAGCGCGUUCUGGAUGGCAUCACUGUGGUUGGCUGCUCUGCCGAGGGAGCUGCCGCUGUCCCCCAAACUGCUGGCACUGACUCCCUCCAUGGUGAUGUGUUGGAGCAUUGCAGGCACGUUGGAGUGGUGGCUGCCGAGGAUGCCUUGGAGGCCACAGAGAGCACAAACACCACGCCUGUAGAGGAAUGCCAGCCUGGGAUGUACACCGAACAUGUGUUUACUGAUCCUCUUGGAGUCCAGAACAAUAGAGACACACUGUCGUCUUACACACAGAGGGAGUGUGAUCUUGUAAAGGACGGAGUUAGUUUAAUACCUGACGAGCAAGACCUGAUGAGCGCGGAGGCUAACAAAAUGAGUAGUGUCCUGCCCACUAUGUGGCUUGGAGCGCAGAAUGGCUGUAUCUAUGUCCACUCCUCUGUCGCACAAUGGAAGAAAUGUCUGCACUCAAUACAGCUGAAGGAUUCAAUUUUAGGGAUUGUACAUGUCAAAGGGAGGGUUUUAGUGGCCUUGGCUGAUGGCACUCUAGCAAUAUUCCACAGAGGAGUAGACGGUCAGUGGGAUCUGACCAACUAUCACCUGUUGGACCUGGGCCGGGCGCAUCACUCCAUCCGCUGCAUGACUGUGGUGCACAAUAAAGUGUGGUGCGGGUACAGAAACAAGAUCUACGUGAUCCAUCCCAAAGCUAUGAAAAUAGAGAAGUCAUUUGAUGCCCACCCGCGCAAGGAGAGUCAAGUGCGGCAGCUAGCCUGGGAGGGAGACGGCAUAUGGGUGUCUAUCCGUUUAGAUUCCACACUUCGACUGUUUCAUGCACACACCUACCAACAUCUGCAGGACGUCGACAUAGAACCAUACGUGAGCAAGAUGCUGGGCACUGGUAAACUGGGCUUUUCUUUUGUGAGGAUCACAGCAUUGAUGGUCUCCUGUAAACGUCUGUGGGUGGGAACAGGGAACGGCGUCAUCAUCUCUAUCCCUCUCACAGACACAAAAACAGUCACCCAGGGGACGUCCAACCGGCCGGGCAGCAUGAUUCGAGUGUAUGGUGAUGAAAACAGCGAUAAAGUGACAGCGGGCACGUUCAUCCCUUUCUGCUCCAUGGCCCAUGCGCAGCUCUGCUUCCAUGGCCACCGAGAUGCUGUCAAGUUCUUCACUGCUGUUCCCGGCCAUGUUGUCCCAUCUGCUGGAGCAGGAGGAAGCGAGGCAGGCAGUGACAAGCCAGCAGCAGACUCGCCCCCACCAGAGUUUUUGAAGUCAGUCCUAGUUAUGAGCGGUGGAGAAGGAUACAUUGACUUCAGAAUGGGUGAUGAAGGAGUUGAGGGCGAGGACCUGACUGAACCCACUUUAAAGCUACAGCCCUUCCUGGCAAAAGCAGAGCGCAGUCACCUUAUAGUGUGGCAGGUCAUGGUCAAUGAAGACUGAGCUGCGAUGCUUUUGCACUUGGCCAGCCAAGAGCGAACAUUUCAAAAAGGGUUUUUUGCCCUUUUCUGUCUUCUAAUUUCUUUUCCAUUUGACGUGUUUAGUUGAAGGGCCACUGUUAUUGCGUCCCGCUAUCAGGAAGUCUUUGCACAUUCACCUUUGUGGCAAUAAGUGGGGUCUCGGUCCUGAAUAGAUGGAUCUAUCAAUCCGUAAAACACAUCUGGGACAACAGUGCUGAUGUGAACAGUCUGGACAAUCCACUGGGGGAGUUUUUGUAUUUAAAAUGUUUUUUUUUUUUUUUUUUGCUUUCUUUAAAAAAAAAAAAAAAAAAAAGAAGAAGAAAAAAAAAGCCCUGUCUGUCACAGUUAAAGCAAGAAAUCCAUCAACACACUGCACAAGUAGACAAUUGUUAAUCGAAAUAUCGUGCUCUUUUGUAAAUAGCUAUUGUAAGUGGCCGCAGGGUGAAAUAUUUGCACAGCCAAAAGUACCUUCUUAAGAAAUAGCUGCUCCUAGGCUGUGUCAAGGCUUGCAAAAAAGCAUGCAUGCCCUAGUGCCUGCUCUUGUCUUUAGCGUGCCGUGCUGUAUUCUAAACCCACUUUCUUUCUUUAAAGAUCUCUCGAGAGCCGUUAGACAAAGCAGCAUUUUUCAUCCGUUGUACUUUCAUAUGUACAGUAUGUGGGUUCUGUGAUUAUAGAAAGCUUUGAUGAAUGGCAGAGCGUCUAUUUAUAUAUUAACGUUAAAUUUACCAAAGCUUUUCAGACAAUUGGUAGUAAUUUUCCAUGACUUUGGACGAUCAGAGGGUGCCCUUAUGAAAAUAACAACAGAUUUAUUUCCGUACAUCAGUCGUAGUCCAAAGGAAACCUGUUAUGCAAUAUUGCUAGGAUCACGAACUGGUCAUAGGCACAGUGGAGAUUUUUAUUUGUAUUUUUUCCACUGCUUGGUUUCCUCAAAAGAGCAUCACUCUCGUGUUUAGAUUUAGAGACUAAAUGCCUAUUUUUAUUACACGUUUUUUUGUACUUUCGUCUUUUAGACUCUAACCACAGGCCUCUGUAAUGCGGUAAAAAGCGUUGGCUAACAUUUUGCUGAUGUUAUGCUGCUGUUGUGCUAGUGUUUAGGCGCACUGUAGGGGCUUUGUCUACAGUCGUUCCUCUUCUCCACAAGAAGAGAAGCGGCUUUUAGCCAUCUCAGUAUUUAUUUCUAUGAAUGAGCCUUCGCAGAGAAGAAUGUAACUUUGUAUAUUGAAUAUAAAUAUAUAUGAAAUAUAAAUAUGUACAUGAACCAUAGACGGCGUGGAUUUGUUAUUUUGAUAGAUUCAGACUAGCAAACGGUUACUUUACUGGUCGUUUAAUAUACGAAUAGAAGAUUCAGACCAGAUUAACCCCUAGAAAUGUAACUUUACUCAGCUAUGCACUAUUUUAUAAAAGACCCAGAGUGUGAGUUGUUGUGUCCUUGUUUGCUUGUUUUAGGUGUGUAUGCUGAAUAUGUGGAGUUGCGUGCGUGUGUGUGUGUGUGUGCAUGUGUGUGUUGUAACCCAGAGAGGUCACCUUCCAGAGAGGUCUGUGUAAAGAUGGGAGUGGAUGCAUCUGUCCAACCCAAAGGCCACUGUCAGGUUGUGGUGAAAGCUCCUGUUUCUCAGACAUACUGUACAUGUACAGUGCUGUAUUCCCAUCACAGCAUCGUAGCCUUACACUUUUUUAACAUCUAUUAAACUGACAUUUUGGGGAAAC